Molecule: messenger RNA, 3084 nt
Organism: Cuscuta europaea
Lineage: Eukaryota; Viridiplantae; Streptophyta; Magnoliopsida; Solanales; Convolvulaceae
Source: the annotation of a GenBank genome assembly
UCCUCCUACACUGAAGAAAAAAGGAGAGAAGAAAUGGGCUAUGCUCUACUCUGCCAUGCUUUCCUCAUGACCACCUUAUUACUGGUGCAAUCCACCCCGCCGGAGGAUCCCAUUAAAUGCACCGAUAAUAACGCCACCCAAAACUGCACCGUCGCCAACUCCUACGGCGCCUUCCCGGACCGCGCCAUCUGCCGCGCCGCCGCGGUGGCGUACCCGAGAACCGAGGAAGAGCUCCUCGCCUUCAUCUCGAACGCCACCAAACAGAACCGGAAAAUGAAAGCCACGACCCGGUUCUCCCACAGCAUUCCCAAGCUGGUCUGCCCGGACGGCGACGACGGUCUACUCAUCAGCACGAAACUCCUUAACCGGACGUUGAAAGUUGACAACCGGAGCAUGACGGUGACGGUGGAGAGCGGGGUGAGUCUCCGGCAACUGAUCAGCGUAGCGGCGGAGGCGGGGCUGGCCUUGCCGCACGCGCCGUACUGGUGGGGGGUGACGGUGGGAGGAAUGAUGGGGACCGGAGCUCAUGGGAGUACGUUAUGGGGCUUGGGGAGCUCCGUUCACGAUUAUGUUGUCCGGGUUCGGAUUGUCACUCCGGCGUCGCCGGAAGAAGGGUAUGCCGUCGUCCGGCAGCUUGAAGAAGGUGAUCCGGAGAUAAAUGCAGCAAGGGUUUCUUUAGGAGUUCUUGGAGUAAUUUCACAGGUGACCCUUAAACUUGAACCGAUGUUUAAACGGUCAGUAACUUACGUGGAGGAAAAUGACACAAAGUUGGGGGAAGAGGCAGCCACGUUUGGAUCGCACCACGAAUUUGGAGAGAUCACUUGGUUCCCAAGCCAGGGAAGAGUUGUGUAUCGCAUUGACGAUCGUGUCCAAACAAACACGCCCGGCGAUGGUCUUAAUGACUUCUUGGGAUUCCGAUCCAUGUCUUCGCUUUUGUUGAGCUUCGUGAGGAUUUCAGGUCAAAACAGGACGAUUAUUUCGGGACAGAGAGGGAGUAGAUUUGAAUGAUUAAGACUUCAAAGAUCAAACCAGCACGGCAACACUCUCCAAAACUAGUGCUCUCAUCAUUAUGGAUAGGAUGGUGUAAUUAACAUUCUUUGUUUAGUUUUACUGUUCAUAUGUUUUCCAAAGUAUUUUCUGAGGAAAUGUAAAAAGAUAUUUGUUCUAAUACACUAAUUAUAUACUCCGUAUAUAUAUGUUAACUAUAAAACUCCAUCAUGAUAUCAAUAAUAUCAUUAAUCAUUUUUUGUAUCCCAAGUUAGGAUAAAGGAGAAGAAUGUUGUGGUAGGACCGUUACGGUCAAUAGGAUCGCUUAAUCACAUUACAUCACAUCAAUCAAAAUAUGAAUAUUAGUGGCUACGAUCCCAAUAUCUUUUAGGUCUGAGGCUGGGAUGUUGUGGCAUACAUCUUCACUACAUAAACAAGUUAUAAUUAAUUUUUUUACUAAUAAGUACUACGUAGUAGUAAAUAAUUAAAUACUACUACUUACAUAUAGUAUGAUUUAUACUCCCUCCGUUUCUGAAACAAGUUCCACAUUUGACUUCACACAUAUCAAGAAAAUAAAUUUGACUUUACUGUGGAGUGCACUGUUUGAACACUGUUUGACACUAUUCGACACUGUUUGACACUAUUUUGAUGUAGAUAAUUUGCCAAAUAAGGAAAUGUUUGAAAGUGGAACUUAAUUUUGAAUCUGCCCGAAAAGGAAAGGUGGAACUUGUUUCAGAAACGGAUGUAGUAUUUGUUUAUCCGGUUGAUUGUGUUACUAGUCUUCCUACUCACGAAUAGUCAAGAGUUGUAUUAGAUUUAAUAAACUUAUCAAUAUAAAUUUUAACAAAAUUUUCAUAUAUUAAAUGCUCAAUCUAUCUCCAAAUUUCCAUUAAACUAAUUAAUUCUAUCCCCUAGUAUUUGUAUGUAAUGGUUUGAUUGACAAACAUUUCUUAUUUUAAUUGCAUCCUUAAUUAUCAACCAUAACAGUCACCCAUUUAAGAUUAUUGUUUUUAGGUCAGGUCAAUCUUUUCAACAUGAAUGCAUCUAUUUGUUUGUGCAGAGGAAAAUCAUGAAUUAACCAAUGAUGCGAAUGGCAAGUGCACAGAUGCAGAUACAUCCUCAUUAUUCUUAAAAUUAACUUCUUAUGGAUUAACCAACAAUGGUGUUAUAUUCACGGGGUACCCUAUAAUUGGUUACCAAAAUCGGCUCCAAUCAUCUGGCACUUGCCUAGACAGUUUAAAGGAUGGAUUACUAACAGCUUGCCCAUGGGAUCCUAGAGUAAAGGGACUAUUUUUUCACCAAACAACAUUCAGCAUUAGCCUCUCAAAGGUAAAGGGUUUCAUACAAGAGGUGCAAAAGUUGGUGAGUUUGGACACAAAAUCUUUGUGCGUAGUGGGACUAUACAAUGGCAUUCUGAUGAGAUAUGUCACAACUUCAAAUGCAUACUUAGGGAAACAAGACAAUGCCAUAGACUUUGACAUUACCUACUAUCGAAGCAAAGAUCCCACGGCUCCGAGGCUUUAUCAAGACGUCUUAGAAGAAAUCGAGCAACUCGCGGUUUUUAAGUAUGGCGCCUUGCCACAUUGGGGGAAGAACCGAAAUGUUGCUUUUAUAGGGGCAAUCAACAAGUAUGCAAAGUAUGAUGAGUUCUUGAAAGUUAAGGACAAGUAUGAUCCUUCAGGGUUGUUUUCAAGCGACUGGACUGAUCAGGUUUUGGGUCUAAAAGAAGGAUUGACCAUAAAAAAGGAUGGAUGUGCUUCAGAAGGGUUGUGUAUAUGUUCACAAGAUUCUCAUUGCGCUCCAAGUAAGGGGUACUAUUGUCGAGCAGGAAAGGUGUACACAGAUGCUAGAGUAUGUGUCAAGUUAAGCAACGAUUCAUCAGAAUAUGCGAUUAAAUCAAUGUAAUUACUCAUAGAAAAAAGUCAAAAAACCAUAUAUAAUGUCAUACUUUGUAAAUUCAAAAGUUAAGCAACAAUUCUUCAAACUUUUCUAUAAAAAAAUUCCUUCAUAGGAGUAUACUAUUUUGUAGUAUAUACUACUUCAUCAGGAGUUCCAAUAAUGUUUAAGUCAUCAACUUAUAAUGAAAUUAUGGCAAAC